CCAGGGACAAGGAAAUGAGAACUGGGGUUUCCGAUACACAAAGAGCCAGGGACACGUGUUUGAUAUUGGAUAUACUGCAGAUGUGGUCAUCACCCACGGUCCACCCCUGGGAGUUCUUGAUGUCACCGCCUCCGAUCCCAAACUCCGUGCUGGAUGUCCUUUCCUCUUCGCGGCCGUAGCAAUGGCCAGACCGAGACUACAUUGUUUUGGACAUGUACCCGCGGGAUGGGGAGCCAAGUUUGUUAGAUGGCGAGAUAGACCGGCUUAGGAAAGCGGGAAAAUGCCGUCGCAUGUGACGGAUAUUGACAACGAAAACUCUGUUGUGAUUGAGACGCUGGCGGGGUUGAGGAUGGGGAAGUGGGAUGGUCCUGAGGUUUUGGAAAGAAAGAGGGCCAAGCUAAAGCGGUUGAGGGAGGAGAAGUGUUGCAAGGUCUCGCAUUGUGAGGGAGAUACGCUGAAACUCGAGCCGAGGAAACAUACAUUAUUUGUCAAUGCUGCUGUAGAGCCGGUGGAUGAAGGGAGAAGGCGGUUUCCGUGGGUGAUUGAGAUUGAACUUGCCAGGCAGCCAGGGCGUUUUAGCUGAGUGAAACGGAAUAUUCAAGACAUGUUAUAUUUAACCUGGCUUGAAGUAGCUGCCUUUCUGGUUCGUACGUUCAAAGAUACUAUAGGCAUUGUUGCCUUGUCCUUUGGUUGUCAACAAGGUGGCUGUUCUGGAGUGACAACUUAAGACUUGGGUAAUAGAUAGUGUUUCGAUAAAACCAUGUUACCACAACACCUCUACCUCAGAGUUCAAGCCUCUGAUCAACCUCGAAAAUAAAUACCUCUAUAAGUUGGG
Molecule: messenger RNA, 835 nt
Organism: Neurospora hispaniola
Lineage: Eukaryota; Fungi; Ascomycota; Sordariomycetes; Sordariales; Sordariaceae
Exons: 1
Coding region: 281-583 (100 amino acids)
Source: RefSeq, a predicted model, not a curated record